This is a messenger RNA of Diospyros lotus (date-plum), 1593 nucleotides long. RefSeq lists its product as uncharacterized. Lineage: Eukaryota; Viridiplantae; Streptophyta; Magnoliopsida; Ericales; Ebenaceae. The record is from RefSeq and is a predicted model, not a curated record. Bases 1 to 1593 code for a protein of 530 amino acids. Gene Ontology annotation, molecular function: nucleic acid binding; zinc ion binding. The transcript has 2 exons.
AUGAUAAUGAGUUCAAUGAACAGACCAGAAACCCCUACUACAAAUUGGCUGAAGAUGUUUCGAGAUUUACAUCCGCCAAGCUUUAAGGGAGACCCAGAAAUGGACCCAAGUGUAGGAGAAUAUUGGAUGGAGCAAACUGAAAAAUUAUUGGAACACUUGGAGUGCCCCGAAGACCACUGGGUAAGGUGCGCUACAUUUAUGUUAGAGGAAGAAGCGGCUAUCUGGUGGAAGUCGAUGUCAGGAGUCCUAAGGACUCGAAAUACCAUCCAAGAAAACAAGGAGGUGCGAGUGACACCUAUUACCUGGGAACAAUUCAAGAUUGCAUUCAAUGAUAAGUACUUUCCUGAGUACUGGAGAGAGGUGAAGAAACAAGAGUUUUUGAUGCUGACCCAAUCGGAGGAUAUGUCCGUAGUGCAGUACGAGGCCAAGUUUUCCAAGCUGAUAAAGUAUGUACCUAUGUACACUACGGAUGAAUUUGAGAAGGCCCAGAAGUUCUUUCAAGGACUUAGAAAGGAAGUGAAGCAAGUACUGUAUGCGUGGAACAUCCGUACUUUUGAUGAUGCAGUUGAGAAGGCUAUUACUGUUGAGCGAAACAUGAUGGCUCAGGGAGAGCUGAAACUCCGAAGUGAUGUGAAAAAGGAGGUGGAAAGUAAAGACAAAUCAACAAACCCUCCAGUAGCACAAUUCAAGAAGCCUGAAGGAGCCAAAUUUAAGAGGGAAAGAUAUUGCAAGAAGUGCCAAAGGAGGCAUGCUAACAACAAGUGUGGGACCAAAAGCAAAGGAGCGGGUUGCUUUGUGUGUGGAGAAGUUGGACAUUUAGCAAGAGACUGCCCUUCGAGGAAGACAUUGAAGAUCGAGGAAGGGGCCAAAAGGGAAGCUGACCCAAGGAAGAAGCCAGAGGGAAAACCAGGCCCACAACUAGCACGAGUAUUUCAGCUAACAAAGGCGGAGGCUGAUACUGACCCGAGCGUUGUGGAAGGUACGCUCUUCAUCAAUACUACUCCUGUACAUGCAUUGGUGGACCCUGGUGCCACCCAUUCAUUCAUAGCAAAUGAGUCUGCUAGGAGUUUGGGUCUUGCACCCUCAAUAAUAGGGCAUGGAGUUAGAAUUCAAUCUCCAAUCGGGGAGACUAUGGAGACUAAUCUAAUGGUCCGAGAUUGUGAUGUGGAUGUUGAGGAUGAGAAAUUUAAGAUAGAUCUUAUACUUAUGGAGAUGCAUGACUUCGAUGUCAUCCUAGGCAUGGAUUUCCUUUCUCGGUAUUGCGCCAGUAUGGACUGUUUGAAAAAGACAGUAGAAUUGGGAUGUCCGGGGGGAAAAGUAGUGAAGUUUAAAGGACCACGGUUUGGUAGGCCGUUAAAAUUUGUAUCGACCUUGAAGGCUUGCAAAUGGUUGGAAAACGGAGCAUAUGGAUUUAUAGCUCACGUUAUGGUCGUAGACAAUAAAUCAGAAAUGAAGCCAGAAGAGGUAGAAGUAGUGAGGGAGUUCUUGGAUGUUUUUCCAAAGGACUUGACAGAGCUACCUCCUGAUCGAGAGGUAGAGUUUGCCAUUGAACUGUUGCCGGGAACAACACCAAUUUCUAUACCCACUUAUUGA